Penicillium olsonii is the source of this 429-nucleotide messenger RNA. Lineage: Eukaryota; Fungi; Ascomycota; Eurotiomycetes; Eurotiales; Aspergillaceae. The record is from the annotation of a GenBank genome assembly.
AUGAGUGCCAAAGUUCCACGAAACUUCCGUCUCCUGGAGGAGCUUGAGAAGGGCGAGAAGGGUCUGAGUGCAGGUACGAUUGAUGCCUGCUCGUACGGUCUCGCUGAUGGAGAGGAUAUGAUGAUGAGCAACUGGAAUGGCACCAUCCUAGGACCUCCCCACAGCGUGCACGAGAACCGCAUAUACAGCGUGAACAUCCACUGUGGACCCGAGUACCCCGAUACCCCUCCCACCGUCCAAUUCGUCUCCCGUGUCAACCUCCCUUGCGUUGACCCAAGCUCUGGAAAGGUCGACCCGACCAAGUUCCCAACUCUGGCAACGUGGAAGCGAGACUACACCAUGGAGACUGUCCUGAUCGAAUUGAGAAGGAAUAUGGCCUUGCCCCAGCACAAGAAGCUGCCCCAGCCCGAGGAGGGCUCAUCGUUCUAA